UUUACUGGAAAAGCCCUGAGAAUGGCUUCACCAUCGAAUGUGACCAUUUGGAACCUGAGUGGGAAAUGGAUGGGAAAUAGAUCAAAAUCGGAUGAUCCUGAACCUUCAUUGAAAUUGCAAGGUAUUGGUUGGGCUCUCCGGAAGGCUAUCAUCUGUGCAAACCCAGUUGUUUGUAUCUCUGCGUACACAAGCACUCAGGAGAAGACACCGUCAACAUACAUAGAUACAAUUUUCCGGACUCCAGUGGCAGAUAUCCUUGACGCGCGGGUGUUGAAUUGGCAGAAGAUAAAGCACACUGAUUUUAUCUUUGGUUCGGUGAACUGCCAAACAACUUGGAUCGGUGGUCUUGUAGGCGAAGAGGGAAGGACACGGCCGAACAUACAGGGGAGCAUAGGAGACGAAAAAGCUACUAAGUUCCUCAGAGGAGAAAUCCUGGCUGAUGGGAGUAAGUGUGACGGGUUUCUGGUAGAAGAGAGAUAUGGGAAAGAGGAAGCAUUGUGGAUUCAUACAAUCGAUCAGCAUGAGGACGGUCAUUGGAUGGACGAAACGAUGUGGGGAUUUGAGUUGAUCAAUGGAGAGCGAUAUCAUACUCGUCGAGUUAUAACGAUGGACAACAAGACCGGUCGAUACGAGCUGGUGCGGGUAGUUUUCCUGUUCAUAGAAUGAGACGCAAUUUGCUUUGCGCUUAAUUGUUCACUCAUGUUUGUUGACAUAAUGUACUUCCCUACCGACUGGCGC
Messenger RNA from Aspergillus ruber CBS 135680, 738 nucleotides. RefSeq lists its product as uncharacterized. The transcript is spliced from 4 exons. Lineage: Eukaryota; Fungi; Ascomycota; Eurotiomycetes; Eurotiales; Aspergillaceae. The record is from RefSeq and is a predicted model, not a curated record. The coding region runs from base 22 to 666 and encodes 214 amino acids.